Brassicogethes aeneus is the source of this 1404-nucleotide messenger RNA. The record is from the annotation of a GenBank genome assembly. Lineage: Eukaryota; Metazoa; Arthropoda; Insecta; Coleoptera; Nitidulidae.
AUAUAUAUAGAUUGGUCUUUUCAGAUCAUGGCUGAAGGUGGUAAAGUUUCGAAAAAACAGUGGACCACUGAAGAAAUUAGUACCUGUAUAGAUGCCUUCAGGGAACACAAAAAUUUGUGGGACCCAAAGGAUGUUAACUAUAAAAAUAGAAUUAAAAAAAUGGAUUCAUACAAGGAAAUUGCCCAAUUGUUUGACACCAACUCGAUGGAAAUUGAGAGAAAAAUAAAAAACAUAAUUUCACAAUAUCAACGUGAAAGAAGGAAUUAUAAAAAAAUAAAAACAUCUGGCGCUGGUCAGUGUUUUAGGCCCAAGUGGUUUGGUUAUAACGCAAUGAGUUUUAUGCAUGACAGAAAUAAACCUAGAAAAGGCGGAAGUGAAUCUUCAGAUGAAGAAAUUCAACCAGAGACCCAAAAUUCUUCUGACAUCCCAAGUGACAUUGAAGGUGAAAGUGAAGAAAAACUUAACUCCGCUAUACCAACGCAAAUUAGAACGCUUUCAGUGCAAAAGGCUUCAAGCUCAAACAAACCAAAAAUUGUGCAAAGUGAAAAUCAGUUUACAACACCAAAAGUAAAAACCAAAAAGAAAAAGAAUACAAAUAUGGAGCAGGACGGAGAAAGCAAAGAAGUAUUUCAUAAUAUGAUGAAAUCAAUAUAUGAGAAAAGAGAGCGUGAUGAAUAUGAUGUUUUUGGAGAGAUGGUAGCUCAUAAUAUUAGAAGCUUAAGAUCGGAAUACUUAAAGAUUACCGUGCAACAGCAGAUUUCAAAUGUAUUGUUUGAUGCUCGCAAAUGCCAUCUUCCACAAAGCAAUUCACAAUCUUUUACACCAGUGCCUUCACCUUCCCCAACCUUAUCUGACAACACAGCAAACGGAAAAUAGGAUGACUCCGCGUUUAAAUACUAAAUCUUAAAGUUUUAUCAGAACUGUAUUGAAUCGUGCUUUGUUUUUAUAUUUUUUGGUUCUAUACCUAUGCACGACUAUAUUUAAAGUCAAACUCAAUGGUGUCUUACAAGAUAUAUUGUUUUGAUUUUCUAUAUUCAACAGAGAGGUAGAAACUCGACCCUGUCGAAUGGUGCAGUCAUUUAUGUCUCUAGAAAUUAUUAAAAAAGGGUUCAGUCCAAUGGUGCAGCAACUUCGGAUUCCUAUUCUCUUCAGAGACAUAGAAACUCAAGCUUUUCGAAUUUUACUGGCAAUGAUUUUCGUUAAUGUCCCCGAGAAUUAUACAAAAACAGCGCAAUGCAAUAUCGCAACGGUUUCGACUUCUCUUUACUCUACCAAGUUAUAGAAAGUGGAGUCUCUCUAAUACUGUUCUAGUCAAUAUUUCUGAGAGUAUAAAAAGAGGGUGUAAUAUUGCAAGAAGUUUUGAUCUUUUGUUGGAUGCAAGUAGUUUGAAUUUUCUCAUUUCUG